Acipenser ruthenus (sterlet) is the source of this 870-nucleotide messenger RNA. RefSeq names its product transcription factor Sox-17-alpha-B. The record is from RefSeq and is a predicted model, not a curated record. Bases 1 to 870 code for a protein of 289 amino acids. Lineage: Eukaryota; Metazoa; Chordata; Actinopteri; Acipenseriformes; Acipenseridae. Gene Ontology annotation, molecular function: DNA-binding transcription factor activity, RNA polymerase II-specific; RNA polymerase II cis-regulatory region sequence-specific DNA binding. The transcript is spliced from 2 exons. Gene Ontology annotation, biological process: cell differentiation; regulation of DNA-templated transcription; anatomical structure morphogenesis.
AUGUAUUUUGAACAGCUCUAUCCGAACUCCCCAAACGCCACAUAUGCUUGCGAUCAGAUGCAGAGGAGGUUUUCCCCCGAGACUGUCGAUGUCGACUCGGGAUGGUCAAGCUCAUCCAGUCCCGACAGGGAGAACAUGACAGACAGCUGUUCCAGCCCAGACGCAAAGAAGACGGACUCAGAACCCCGUGUCCGACGACCCAUGAAUGCCUUCAUAGUAUGGGCCAAAGAAGAGCGGAGAAGGUUAGCCCAGCUUAACCCAGAGCUGGAGAAUACAGAUUUGAGCAAAAUACUUGGUAAAUCUUGGAAGGCUAUGUCUUUGGCUGAAAAGCGUCCCUUUAUGCAAGAAGCAGAGAGACUAAGGGUGCAGCAUAUGCAGGACCACCCCAACUACAAAUACAGGCCCCGGAGGAGAAAGCAGUUUAAGAAAACUAAGAAAACCCAGGCUUUGGAGACGGCAAGAGUAAAGAAUAACUGUGAGGAGAACAUCAGUGCCAAAUACCAUGACCUGAAUUACCUGAUCCAGAGCCAAUGUCAACAGAUCCCUCCUUACAUGCAGCUCCAAGGAGCUGGCAGUGCCUGCUUUGAGACCUAUUACCUGCCCACUCCUCAAGCGCCUCCUCAGGAAAUCAUAGAAGCCAAUACCACGUUUCUACCACCACAGGUUGACCAGUGCAAUUGGAAGCCAUAUGGAAACCAACUCAAUGCAGGCUUCUCUUUUAUGGACAGUCACCUAGAACAGUAUCAAAGGGAACUACUGGGUGACUUAGACCUCAGUGAACUGGAGCAGUAUCUUGGUCCUGCUGCUUGCAGGUUCGACUCUCUGGACACUUUCCCAGUAACAUCAGCACAUACACUGCAGAUGUUUUGA